Molecule: messenger RNA, 2182 nt
Organism: Periconia digitata
Lineage: Eukaryota; Fungi; Ascomycota; Dothideomycetes; Pleosporales; Periconiaceae
Source: the annotation of a GenBank genome assembly
UGGCGACUGGUUCGCUCUUCAUUUGCUGAAGCUAUCCGCAAGUUCUACCGUCGUCCCCGUCAGUCUCCUAGUAGCACUAUGACACGCCGAAUCGUGCGAACGGCCGUUCAGCUCGGUGUCGCAGCUUUCAUCGUCUUCUUCCUCGUCGUCUUCCUUGAUAACCGCUAUCGCGUGCUCCCUCAAGCCAUCCAUGGGAGGCUGCCUCUCCACCACGAAGGUCUCGUCAUCACCGAUCUUACCAUCACAACCUGUUCGUCGCUGAACCCGAUAUCGAAAUGCCAACUCGAUCCCGACACAUGGCAUCGUGUCGAGAAGGAUUUAUACCUGGGUUCCGGGUGGCUGUCAAGCGCCUACGUCCACAUUCAGCGCAAGAAGGAGGAGCAUCUUUCAGAUGAAGAUAGGGUUAUAGUUGAUGUGCGCACUGCGAAGCUAGAUCCAGCUAUGGGAGAUAAGUCGCAGGCUUCUGAGAAAUGGGAGGCGCGACCGGCGGGCGUGUGGAUCAAGCGAUCGUCGAGACGUCACGCCAGUGACUCCAAGAAUACGGUUACAGCUGUCGAUGUUUUGUUCGGCGCAGAUGCAGUAGAACCCAGACCUGGGUGGGAAUUGGUUCCCAACGGAGCGUUGCGGAUGGACGGCGGCACCAAAGAACCACGAUUGACUGUUCGCCGAGGGCAACCUCACAAAAUCGAGAAGCCCGUACCGAGAAUUAGGAAGGAUGGCAAGUUCAAGAUCAUGCAGGUAUCUGACUUGCACCUUAGCACUGGUUUGGGCGUCUGCCGGGAUCCAGAACCAAAAGGCCAUAACGGUGGAAGAUGCGAUGCGGAUCCAAGAACCCUCGAAUUUGUUGAGAGAGUUCUUGAUGAAGAAAAGCCUGACCUGGUGGUACUUUCUGGUGAUCAGGUCAACGGAGGCACUGCGCCAGAUGUGCCGAGUGCCCUCUUUAAAAUCGUCGACGCUCUCGUUGAGCGCCAAAUCCCCUAUGCCGCCGUCUUUGGCAAUCACGAUGAUGAAGGCGUACUCUCUCGCCAGACCCAAAUGCAACUUUACGAGUCCCUACCAUAUUCCCUAUCCGAGGCUGGGCCAACCAGCAUUGACGGUGUCGGCAACUACUACGUCGAAGUCCUAGCCCACGGCAACAAUAAACAUUCAGCCUUGACCAUUUAUUUACUCGACAGUCACAGCUACUCGCCCGAUGAGACUAAAUUCAAGGGCUACGACUGGAUCAAGCCUAACCAGAUAGCCUGGUUCAACACCGCCGCCGAAACCCUCAAAGCCUCUGAUGCACACGUACACUACAGCCACACUCACCUCAACAUGGCAUUUAUUCACAUCCCUCUCCCGGAAUACAGAAUCCCGGACAACGGAUGGUAUGGCAACUGGAAAGAAGGCGUAACGGCCCCUGGUUUGAAUACCCACUUCAAAGACGCGCUAGUCAAGCAAGGCGUAAAGGCAAUAUCAUGCGGGCACGACCACGCAAACGACUAUUGUAUGCCUUCCGUGGAUGAGUCCAAAGAUCCUGAACUGUGGAUGUGCUAUGCUGGCGGGAGUGGCUUUGGAGGAUACGGAGGCUACGGAGGCUACCACCGUCGUCUACGCGUGUUCGAAGUCGAUACCAAUCAAGCUCGCAUUACCACCUGGAAAAGAUUGGAGUAUGGAGACACCGCUUCGCGACUUGAUGAACAGAUUAUUGUGGAUUCGGGCAAGGUACGUCCGCUGCCGCAACCGGAGGAAUCACAAUGAGCAUGAGAUACUGUGUGCGGAGGUAUAGUCUUAGCUCGUCGAUUUUCCUUUUUCUUUUGGUUUUCUCGUGAAUCACAGCAAGGAGUUUUACUUUGGCGUUUCUUGGAUUGCAAGUACCUUUUUUUAAGGUUUCAUACUCCUCUGGGUUUGGAUGGGAGACAUACCACCACUUGGGGAACAAGGGGGAAUGGAAAAGUACAACACCGAGUCCAUUCUUGGUUAUGUUUUUGUUUUCCAUUGUAUGAGUGUGGACUGUAUCGGGUGGACGGAAUUGGCCUCUCUUGUCUCCUCUCUAUGUAGGCAGUCUCAGUCCAUUACAAUUCGAUUGAAUGUGUCAGUUCUUUUCUAUUCCCCUGAUGGUAUAGGAAAGAUCAACCUGCGGAUAUCGAUGAGCCUGUUGGAAUUGCGUACCCGGGUGUCCCUUCCGACAAUGACAAUUGCG